GCGCGCCGUGACCCCGAACUCGGGGGUGCCCCGUCCUUCACCUGCGACCUGGCGGUGGGGGCUUUCAACUAUGAGGUGGGGGCUAGGAGGCUUUUUUAACCCGGUUUUCAAGAUGGCGACCCGCUGGUCACGUGCCGCUCGCAGAACGCGAUUGGCCAGCGCGGCGUUGAGGGGCGGGGCCUGAGGGGCGGGGCGGGCACCGGCUCCUGCCGCUGCUGUUUGCUUGAGCGUCCUGGCGCGCCCCUGCGCUGCGCGUCCCCGCCGCUCCGAAUGUUGUGAAUCAAACGUGGGGCUGGUUCCAUCCGGCCGCCGCGGACAGUUCUUAAAGGGCCAGCCCGCCGGAUCGCACAGCUGCGUCCUGCGCCGCCCUCCUCUCGAGUCCGGGCCGGGGAAGCGGAAGACAGAGCAGGCUCGGGAAGGAGCCGGCGCUCCACCAUCCGCACCCCGCAUCGCGAACAAAGGAGCCCUCGAGUUGUGGGACGGCUGCCGGGUUGUGAGCCCCGGCCCAGCCCCUCCACCUCCCUGCUCCCCUGAUGAGACCAUGGGCUUUGGCAGUGACUAAGUGGUCACCCUCUGCCCCUGUGGGUCACUGGCGAUUCUCUGCAAGACCUAGCAGCAGUCCAGGCCAGCUCUGGGGAAGCCUUGGCCACGAGGGGCCCCUGGCCAGCCUACCUACCCAGGAUGAGCACUUCCCCUCCCAGCAGCUGCUGCCCCGACCUUCACACCUCUCUGUAGAGGAGCACCGAGCCUCAGCUCCUGCCGGCAGGAGCCCACGAAUGCUGCACCCGGCCACCCAGCAGAGCCCGUUCAUGGUUGAUCUCCACGAACAGGUGCACCAGGGGCCUGUCCCUCUGUCCUACACAGUCACCACAGUGACCACCCAAGGCUUCCCCUUGCCUACAAGCCAACACAUCCCUGGCUGCAGUGCCCAGCAGCUCCCAGCAUGCUCCGUGAUGUUCAGUGGGCAGCACUACCCCCUCUGCUGCCUCCCACCUCCACAGCUGAUCCAGGCAUGUACCAUGCAGCAGCUCCCUUUGCCCUACCAUACCUACCCCCACCUCAUCUCCAGUGACCACUACAUUCUUCACCCGCCGCCACCGGCCCCACCACCUCAACCUACCCACAUGGCACCACUCGGGCAGUUUGUGUCCCUGCAGACCCAGCACCCACGUCUGUCCCUGCAGCGUCUGGAUAAUGAUAUGGACCUUCGAGGGGAUCAGCACCCCUUAGGUAGCUUCACUUACUCCACCUCUGCCACUGGCCCAGCCUUGUCGCCCUCAGUGCCCCUUCACUACCUGUCCCAUGAGCCACUGCCCCAGGAGCUGUCCUUCGGUGUGCCAUAUUCCCACAUGAUGCCACGGAGACUGAGCACACAGAGAUACCGUCUACAGCAGCCGCUGCCGCCACCGCCACCACCCCCACCACCGCCGCCAUCUUAUUACCCAAGCUUCCUCCCCUACUUCCUUUCAAUGCUGCCAAUGUCACCGACCACCAUGGGCCCCACCAUCAGCCUGGAUCUGGACGUGGACGACGUGGAGAUGGAGAACUAUGAGGCCCUCCUGAACCUGGCUGAGCGACUGGGAGAUGCCAAGCCCCGCGGCCUCACCAAAGCAGACAUCGAGCAGCUGCCGUCGUACCGCUUCAACCCUGACAGCCGUCAGUCCGAGCAGACUCUGUGUGUGGUCUGCUUCAGUGACUUCGAGGUGCGGCAGCUGCUCCGAGUCCUGCCCUGCAACCAUGAGUUCCAUGCCAAGUGUGUUGACAAGUGGUUGAAGGCCAACCGGACCUGUCCCAUUUGCCGGGCCGAUGCCUCCGAGGUGCCCAGGGAGGCUGAGUGAGGCUUCGCAGCCACCCACAAGAACCCUGCCCAAAGCUCCGGAAAUGGGUGGGGGGAGGCAGGGAGUGGCCCAGGGAGAACUGUAAGGGAGGGGUCAGGCCUGUCUCAGCAUUCCCACCUGCAACUUGAGAGCUGGUGCCAGGGUCAGCCCUGGAGAAGCCCCUGCAAUAAGCCCCUGCGUUUGCCAAGCUCCAAAGACUCCUUCCCCAAACUGCCUGCCUGCCUGCCUGCCCACCCGCCCGCCCGCCAUGGAGCUGCCUGAGUGUCCCCAACUCAGUCUGCCUCUUAAUUUGCCCUUGGGUCCUUCUUCCUGCUGGCUCUGGGAGGCAGGAGUCCAUUCCCCAAAUGUGGUGGCUGGUGUGAUCCCCACCCCCGAAAAUGGGCAAAGGAGUAGCCACCCUGGGUCAGCUGGUCUCUUGUACUGAAGAGAAGUACUCCCUGCACAGGUGGGACUGCCAGGUCUGUGGGCAGAUGGGAGCCAGAGACCAUUUCCUAAGGCCCAGGACUCCAGACAGACUUAGUCGGCUCUGCCUCCACUGCUGUGCAGUGUGGGUCUGACUCCCCAGGACCCCACCCCAGGCACAGCAUUCCAGCCCACCCCAGGCUGGAGGGUAUCCCAGCCACGGUCUUUGAGCAAAUGGGAUGGGGGCUCCAAGCCGAACACAUUAUGUUCUGCAGGAGCCAAGCCACAAUCUGGGCAUGUCCUUGUGUUCCUGGUGAGUGCCCCCCCACCAGGGACAGUGUCAGACCCAUGCUCGAUCUUCUCCCCCUCUGUCGUUUUGCAUGAAUGUGAGGAACAGCAGUUUUUGUUUAUUCAUUUGGCCCAAAAUUGCGUGUAGGGGGUAUGGAUAUUUAGAGGUGUUCGGGGGGGGGGGGGGUGUUUUGUUUGGUUGGUUGGUUUU
Arvicola amphibius (Eurasian water vole) is the source of this 2739-nucleotide messenger RNA. RefSeq names its product ring finger protein 44 (gene Rnf44). Bases 534 to 1838 code for a protein of 434 amino acids. Lineage: Eukaryota; Metazoa; Chordata; Mammalia; Rodentia; Cricetidae. The transcript has 11 exons. The record is from RefSeq and is a predicted model, not a curated record.